Messenger RNA from Ananas comosus (pineapple), 2291 nucleotides. RefSeq names its product DUF21 domain-containing protein At2g14520-like. Gene Ontology annotation, cellular component: intracellular membrane-bounded organelle. NCBI's taxonomy places the organism in Eukaryota, Viridiplantae, Streptophyta, Magnoliopsida, Poales, Bromeliaceae. The transcript is spliced from 13 exons. The record is from RefSeq and is a predicted model, not a curated record. Gene Ontology annotation, biological process: magnesium ion homeostasis. The coding region runs from base 304 to 1977 and encodes 557 amino acids.
GAAGCACGAGGAAAAAUCGCCACGGCGGCGCGUUUCAUACCUAUACCUGCUGCUGUGCUGCGUUCUCCGAGAGUCGAAGCAUUCACAGCGCAAACAAGGACGGACACAAUCAACGCACCCAACCGUUAAAAAGUGGGGGAAAAAAGGGGAAAGGAAAACUAAAAAAGGGGCAUUCGGCAGUCGGCACCCCACUUUAUUGCCACGGCCUCAAAGCACCUCCUCCAAGAGCAGUCCGCCAUACUCCUCCUCCCCCUUCUCCUCUUCUGCUCUCUGUUUCUCUUUUGGUGUGUGGGAGAAGUUUUGAUGUCGGCGCAGGAGUCAUGCUGCGGGGGCAUGUUCUGGGUGUACCUGAUGGUGUGCCUGGGGCUGGUGAUGUUCGCGGGGCUCAUGUCGGGCCUCACCCUCGGCCUCAUGUCCCUCAGCCUCGUCGACCUCGAGGUCCUCCGCAAGGCCGGAACCCCUACCGACCAAAUCAAUGCCGCCAAGAUUCUCCCCGUGGUCAAGAACCAGCACCUGCUCCUCUGCACCCUCCUCAUCGGCAACUCCCUCGCCAUGGAGGCGCUGCCGAUAUUCCUCGACGCUCUGCUGCCGGCGUGGGGGGCGAUCCUGAUCUCCGUGACGCUUAUCCUUGCGUUCGGUGAGAUAAUUCCUCAAGCUGUAUGCUCGCGGUACGGGCUGAGCGUCGGAGCCCGGCUGGCUGGGGUUGUCCGGAUUCUUCUUCUCGUCUUCUUUCCUGUCGCCUAUCCCAUUAGUAAGCUGCUGGACUGGCUUUUAGGAAAGGGGCAUUUUGCACUUAUGAGAAGGGCCGAGUUGAAGACAUUGGUUGAUAUGCAUGGAAAUGAGGCAGGGAAGGGUGGAGAGUUGACUCAUGAUGAAACUACUAUCAUUACAGGAGCUUUGGAUUUGACCCAAAAGACCGCUAAAGAUUCUAUGACGGAAAUUGCCGAUACCUUUGCACUUGAUAUAAACUCCAAGCUAGACAUGCACACUAUGGGUUUGAUAAUGACAAAAGGGCACAGUCGUGUGCCAAUUUAUUCGGGUAGCCCAAGAAAUAUUAUUGGCCUUAUUUUGGUCAAGAAUUUGAUUACUUGUCGACCUGAAGAUGAAGUUCCCAUUAGAAAUGUCACCAUCAGAAAAAUUCCUAGGGUGUAUGAGGAUCUUCCUCUUUAUGACAUUCUGAAUGAGUUUCAGAAAGGUCACAGUCAUAUGGCCGUGGUCAUUAAACGCACCAAGGAUAUUGGUGCAUCCAGUGAUAAAAGCAAAAGCAAUAUAAUAGAGAACAGAAUGAACCAGUAUAAGAAAAAUGUUCCUGCUGAUGGUACUCCUGCAAUUCCUGCUUGUGCAGGAGAUGGAUCUCAUGUAGCAUUGGCUGAUCAUUUGGGUGUCACUUUAAAUGCAUCACCUUUGUAUUCUAGUGUUUCUGGAAUUCACAGUCCUCUAAAAAGAAGCAACAUGGAGAAGCAAUAUGUAAGAACACAGCCAAAGAAGUCAGAGCGAGGACGACAUGACAAUAUACUUGAUGUUAAUUCAGAUUCCUUUCCUAGCUACUCAUUAGAUGAGGAAGUGAUUGGGAUUAUUACAAUGGAGAAUGUUAUAGAGGAAUUGCUACAGGAAGACAUAUUGGAUGAGACUGAUGAGUAUGUAGAUGUACACAACAAGAUUAAGAUAAAUAUGCAGCCUCCAAGGAAAAGAUCAUCAUCGAGAUCUCCAGAGCCCACAUCUGUUUCUCAGUUCCCACGAAGAAAUCCAACGGAAUCUCCGCUUUCACCUUAUCAUCAAAGUUCUAUAUUACGCUCUCCUGUUUCGCCUUAUGCUCAAGCUCCUGUCCCAACACCAACCAUAUUAAGCUCUCCUGGAAAGUCAUUUCCGAGUUCACCAACUAAUCAUAUUGUUAUUGGCUCUAGUUCUCCAACUUCACAUCGAGUUUCGAGAAAACUAUAUGAGAAACUUCAGAAGAAUGGUGAGAGCAAUGUUUGAUCGCUUAUCGCGGCUGAUAAGGUUACUCUUCUACCUAACCUCAUCAAAGUUUAAUUAUGUGUUACUUCUCACUGUUUUGUUAAUUAAGUUAAUAGGACAGUAAAUUAUAAGACAUAAAUUAUAAGACAUACUUGGAGCAUCCCACGAUUGUGUUUCUUGGAUCAACAGGUCUUUUAAUCUGACUCUUUAAGAGUUUGAUCCAUAUUUAUAAUGUCAUCUAUCCAUUGAUUGCUUUUGUAUAUAGACAUAUAAGCUCAAACACCAAUAUGCUUUCUUAUGGUUUUUAACAAGCAGAUAUUUUUGAUUCGCCUUUA